This is a messenger RNA of Perca fluviatilis (European perch), 753 nucleotides long. RefSeq lists its product as uncharacterized. Lineage: Eukaryota; Metazoa; Chordata; Actinopteri; Perciformes; Percidae. The record is from RefSeq and is a predicted model, not a curated record. The transcript has 4 exons. The annotation marks the transcript as partial.
CAUGUGAAUCAUUUGAGCAUUGUACAACAAGAAAUAACAGAGUUAUCUCUUCCUUUAGGUGUCAGCUGUGAAGAACUCACUCCAGUCCAGAAAGAAGAGAACAGUUUAGAAGGCAGCUCUGUUACUCUGUCCUGUAGAUACUCCAAAGGUUCUGCUGAUUAUUUCUUCUGGUAUCGACAAUAUUCGGGAAAGCCACCAGAGUUCCUCAUCUCUCAUCUGGAAUCAGGAGAAAUAAUGCAAAAUACAACCUCUGGACUGUCUGUUUCCAUCAUGAACAAUUCUCCUCCUACUGACUGCAGAGGUGGCUUCAUCACAGAGAACUGUUUGAUUCCAGCUGUGAACAUCAGACCAAACAACUCACAAAACUUCUUCAUCCUGAACCUUCAAAAACAGCAUUUCACCUCUGCAGACAUGGAAACACUCACUGUAAUUCUCUUCUGCUUCACUCUCAUAGGUAACACGAUGGAAGAUGAUAUUACUGCCAGCAGUGCUGAAAUGUUUUCAUCAGAGGGCCGUAGUGUUACUCUGUCCUGUACCUAUUCAGUUAAAGCUGAUAAUCUCCAGUGGUAUCGACAGGAUCCUGGAUCAGCUACUAAGUUCCUUCUCCUGAUCACUGAUACAAAAACCACCUUCAGUAAAGGAUGCAAAACCCCUCAACCUCGACUGAAAGCUAAACUGAAUGAUGAGAGAAAUGAAAUUGAUCUGCAGAUCUCCUCUGCUGAAGUAACUGACUCUGCUGUGUACUACUGUGCU